CUAGUACUUGGUUUGGUUGGCAUUGUUAUACCAAGUACCACUGCUUCUCUUCUUUCUCUUUGCUCUGUCCUCAUGUUCUUCUUCUACUCCUAGUCCCAGUUCUCUUCCCUCUUCUUCACUCCCUCCUCGCCCCUCGUUCCUUCCCUUCUUCUCGAGGUUGCUGUUUUCACCUUGCUGGGACUGAAGAAGAGGGUAAGAUACCAUGAAGAGGCUAGUAACUGUGCUUUUACUUAUAGCAUUCAGCACUGCUCUGGAAAGCAAUGGGGAUGAUCAUGGACCAUGUAAGAAAAUUACAUUGGAUCCUAGGCCUCACAGCGUGUCAAUAUUGGAGUUCGGGGCAGUUGGGGAUGGAAAAACAUUGAAUACAGUUGCAUUUCAGAAUGCAGUUUUUUAUGCCAAGUCCUUUGCUGACAAAGGUGGAGCUCAACUGUAUGUUCCAUCUGGAAAAUGGCUUACUGGAAGUUUUAACCUUACAAGUCACCUCACUCUCUUCCUUGAGAAAGGCGCAACCAUCAUUGCAUCACAGGAUUAUGCGCAUUGGAGUGUAGCGGAUCCCCUACCUUCUUAUGGCCGAGGAAUUGAUAUCCCAGGUGGGAGAUAUCGUAGCUUGAUUUACGUAAAUAACUUAACUGAUGUGGUAAUUACAGGUUAUGAUGGAACUAUUGAUGGCCAGGGUUCUGUCUGGUGGGACCUAAUCAGUACUGGUGACCUAAAUUAUAGCAGACCACAUAUCAUAGAACUUAUUGGUUCUGAUAAUAUCACAAUCUCAAAUUUGACAAUUUUAAACUCUCCUUCUUGGGGAAUCCAUCCAGUAUAUUGCAGGUACGUUCAAAUUCAUAACAUAACAGUGCAUGCACCGCCUGAAUCCCCUCACACAAGCGGAAUAGUUCCAGAUUCUUCUGAGUACAUUUGCAUUGACAAAAGCAAUAUUAGCACCGGUCAUGAUGCAAUCGCGUUGAAGAGUGGUUGGGAUGAAUAUGGAGUUGCAUAUGGCAAACCAACCUUGAAUGUCCACAUUAGUAGCGUUUACCUACAAUCAUCAUCAGGUGCUGGAUUAGCAUUCGGAAGCGAGAUGUCUGGAGGCAUAUCCAAUAUAAUUGCAGAGCAGGUUCAUAUUAUCAACUCAAAAAUUGGUAUUGAACUGAAGACAACUAAGGGUAGAGGUGGCUACAUGAAAGACAUUUUGAUUUCCGACACAAAAUUGGAAAACAUUCACUUGGGUAUCGGCAUGAUAGGAGACUACGGUUCCCAUCCAGAUGACAAGUAUGAUCCUAAUGCAAUGCCGGUUGUCGGUAGCAUUACUUUUAAGAAUGUGGUUGGUGGAAAUGUUUCUAUUGCUGGGAAUUUUUCAGGGAUAGUUGAUUCGCCAUUCGCACCUAUCUGCCUAUCAAAUGUGACUUUUUCUAUCAGUUCUGAGUCAUCAUCACCUUCAUGGUUCUGUUCUAAUGUAAUGGGUUUCUCUGAAGAGGUGUUUCCUAAGCCAUGUUCUGAUCUGCAGAGCUCAUAUUCAACAAACAUUCCCUCUUGCUAUUCCUACCAGCAUCAUCCGUCAUCUAGUUAUGUCUCGAGCGUGUGAGAUCACCGUCUCAAAGUCUAGUCAUUCCUUUGAUUCAACCUGUACAUGUGACACAAAAUUCAUAUUUCAUCAAGAACUACUUCAUUACAAUUUUCCAAAUAAAAGGAAAUUCUUGAUUUAAAAUUGUUCUUUCUCUUCAAUGAACCUUCCUUUGUCUGUCUAUGCAAAGUGUCUAGAGUGGUGUCAAUUCCAAAUAGUACAUUUGUGUACAGCCUCAAUUUCUUCAUUCAUGUACAAGAAAUUUUUGAUGUUGGUGUACAGCCUAAGACUAUUUGCUUUCAAUGUAUAAUUUGGAGUUCUAUGUU
Lotus japonicus is the source of this 1881-nucleotide messenger RNA. RefSeq names its product probable polygalacturonase. The record is from RefSeq and is a predicted model, not a curated record. The coding region runs from base 203 to 1576 and encodes 457 amino acids. The transcript has 6 exons. Lineage: Eukaryota; Viridiplantae; Streptophyta; Magnoliopsida; Fabales; Fabaceae. Gene Ontology annotation, biological process: carbohydrate metabolic process. Gene Ontology annotation, molecular function: polygalacturonase activity.